CCUCACCCUCCAGCCCGGCGCACUAUGCGAAGUUCUGCCAUCCGACACUCUCAUGGCUGAAGACGACAGCCUCGCCGCCCUCCAGGGCCUGCACCGCGACCUCUGCGCGCACAUCGAUCUGCAGCUGCCGGUGCUGGAGCGAUUGCUGCAGAAUCUGGAGACGCAUCUGGACGACCUGAAGACGCUGCUGGAGAAGAAGCCCAAGAGCGACGCCAGCAGACAGGCACUGAGCUCUGGCAAGAUUAACAUCGACGACAACGAGUACGAGGUCAACGAUGACUUCAAGCAGCAGACGCUCGAGCUGGCCGACGCCCUCAACCUCGACGAGCUGGACGCCGCCGCCCUCUUCCUUGGUGCACAUGGCGAAGCUCAGGAGCUGGACCGCUCGCAGCUGCAGACGGCCGUCAUCCGCUUUCACCGCCGCCGCGAAUAUGUCCUCCUCUGUCUGCGCAUCCUGAUGAAGACGGCCCUGGAGAAUGCAGACACCCAAGUCGAGGGGCUGCCGCAGCUGCAGCAGGCCGUACAGAUCAUCGUGGGUGUUGACGGCGCUGCGAACCCGGCAAACGCAUUUGGCUUCUGGGCCAAGUGUCUGACAAGCAUGGAUGCAAUCGAGAAAUGGCUGCACCAGAUUUCAGAGCGUGUCCAGAGCACACAUGUCGUUGGCCAAGUGCCCCUGCCUGGCUUCGUAGAAAUCAUGACCUUCCAGCGCCAGAGUCUGACGAGGCAGCACGAGAACUUGGCCGCAAUAUGCACGCACAUGAUCAAGGUGGGAUACGUGAACAUCGACAACUUCAGAGGCUUGAUAGCAAAGGCAAAGACACUCGAUAAACACGACCUCAUCACUAUCCACUAUGUGCCUAUGCUCAUUCGCAUCAUGUCUUGGGCGGCUGUCGAGACCAACGUAGUGCUCAAGGACGCGCGUGUCCUUCACGACACUCUGAUGGCAGGCCGGGAGAGUGAUAACUGGGCACUGAGAAACCUGCAUUCUGCGACACUGGCGUGGUGGCUCGCAGAGUACAGCGGACGAUAUGUGGACCCCAAUCCUCAAGAUCCAGCCAUGCAGAACAUUGAUUUUGCGAAAGAGGCCGAUACCCGAUCUGACAUCUUUCUCAAAGCUCUCAAUGAUGGCGCAUUCCAUUUCAUGCUGUCUUUCAGCCAGGAUGUGCGCCCGACGCAUUGGUACGACCCGCAGAAGACGAGCAUGCUGUCGACGCUGUUGCAAGACAGCGCUGUCUUGAGUCCAGAUUCAACACAACCCGAGGAUUUCUUCAAGACCAUUAUCAUGGAACAAGUUCAGACCUUCGUCGACUGCUUCAUCACCAAUAUGCCCGACACUCUGAGGAAGUUGAAGACUGAGGAAGACGACCAACGACGACGACUGCAGCUGCACUUUCAGCUUUCCACAGGGGAAUACCCGCUGCAUCUGGAGAGAUUCAUGAUGGUCGUAGCAUAUGCUUUCGACGGAUUCCCAGAUGCGGCAGAGGAUUUCUGGAGCGACAAGGAGAGCAAUCUGUAUGGGUUUCUGCAAUGGGCGGCCAAGCGACAACCCACCCCUCGGAUCGCCAUGUUCUGCGAAAUGCUGCGAGCCAUUUCCACCGGAGAUAGCAAUGCAGAAGCGGCACAUAGGUUUCUACUAGAGGAGGGUGCCUCUGCCCUUGGGAAGAUCCGGCGGACGAGCUCGCUCAGCUAUACACACAUCUUGAACGAACUUUUGGAGUUUGAAAAGGACAUUCAUGAGCCAAAGAAAGCUAUCCAGAGUGCACUAUAUGCCCAGUCGACCAAUCCUGUGGAUCAAAUCGUCGAGCCCGAGAGUGCUACCAUGUUGGAAAGUUAUCUCCGGCUUCUCGCACACGUGUUCCGCCAAAGCACUUCUGCGCGUAACUGGAUACUGGAUGUCAAGGAGUACGAUUUCGCCAAUAUCUGCUUUGGUCUCUGCACAGACAAGGUCGAGAGUGGACUUCGAGCCGCUGCUUACGAUGCUCUUUCGGCGCUACUCGUGGGCAAAGAUGCCAUGCGAGCUGGUGCUAUGUGGAGCAUACUGGACGACUGGACUGUCAAUGGAUUUUAUGUUGGUUCGAAACCCAACAACUCACUAGGAUCCGCAGCACGAGACGAAUUUUGGGCUACUCUGGCAGAUGGGUACGAUGAAUCCAUCGCAUUUGUUCGCUUCCUCCAUUCGCUCGUAGAGCCAUAUCCGGAGAACGAGGGCCUGAACGAUGCAUUGCCUUUCCCGGAAAGCCUGGGCUCUUCGCGCCGGAUGCCUGGCAUCGAAAACUACAUCGAUUUUGUCAUGCAACACGUUUUUGCUGAGAGAUCUCAGGAAGUGCUCGAUCCGUUGCAACGCAACGUCAUGAGAUGGACGUGCUUGCGUUUCAUUGCAACGUGUCUCUCAACGUUUAAUGAGAAUCUUGUUGUGUUUGCAAACAAAUCCAGCAUUCCAGUGGAUGCGGUCAUCGAUUCGUCUUCUCUUGCGGUCUAUAUUGCCCUUCAUCCGUUCACACGUAUAAUGGAGUGGCUGUUCAACGACAAGGUGAUCAAGGCUCUCUUCGCUGCAGCACAUCAGGACGUGAAUGAAGUUGAUGCUUCUCCAUCAGAUUCUCCUUUGGUUCAAUCUCUGAUGCUCAGCAUCGAGAUUAUGGACAUGGUGAUGAAGCUCCAGGCCACAUACCUCGACAUUGUCAAACCUGUUCUCAAACAACAGCCCUCAUUUCAACACUCGCCGGUGUCAAAUCUGUCCUUAGCCUCAUUUGAAGACGCUGUCCUCAACAAUCUGCAAAUCAUCGUUGAUCUUGGUCUCUAUUGCGGCACUGGUCACGAGGCGCUGACCAUCGCGUCACUCCAGCUCCUUGAAAAGAUGGCAUCUUCUCGAAAACUUGCGGUCUCCCCUGCAGGCUUCGGACAACGGUCUGGUCGCAGCAAGAUUGUUGGUAUACUCGAAAAGGAUAACGAAGCGGAACGUAUCGGUCGAUCGCUCUCGAACUUGAUGCGAUUCAAUCCUGAGGAGCUUGAAGCUGGAGAAGAAGCGUCUGGAUACAUUGUGAAGCUACGGAUUCUCAACUUCCUCAAUAGCUGCCUUGCUGCAGUAGCCCUCAGGCCGACUAUAGCUCACAUUCUCUUGGGCUUCUCGUGUGGUAGCAACACUGUGCGCAUUGCUGACGAUACCCUCUGGUCGAGUGGGCAAGCCUUGUUCCAUGCUAUCCUUCUUCUGGCAGUGGACUAUCCUGAUAACGAUGGGGACCAGUUCGUUGCUUGGAGAUCCGCGCUGAAGACACGGUGCUGGGAUGUUCUGCAAAAGCUAUGGCGUUCGCCAUUGACCAGUGCCAUUGUCAUGGAGGAGUUGCGAGACAACCAACUGUUGUUCGUUGAAGCAUCCCGAUUGUUUCCAGUAAACCUCGAUGUUUCUUGGGAGGGGAUGUCCCUGGCGCAAGGAGUUGAGGGCGCUGCUGGCGAAUUCUCAGAGUUUUUUGCAGGUCCCUCCGCUCUUGCGCUUCAGAACUUCUUACAACGACGUGCAGCUUUCCUGGAUUAUGAGUCAAGAGAGCUCUGUCUGACUGUCAAAGAGAACAUGCCCACCAUGAGGUCAAGAAUCCAAUCCAUCCUUCUCGGGACUACUGUCAGACCUGGAGAAGACCCCGUACCUAACCCAACCAUCUUCGAUCUGUUCGACUUCAUCGAAUUUGAUUACCCAGAGCGCUCGUUGCCAGAUCAACAUCGGUUCUUCGAGGGUGUUAGUCUCGCUUCUUGCCAGGAAGAAGUUGAGGGCAGCACUCUGUACUCGCUACCAUUGCUCGAACAAGUCAUCAGGCUCAAGAUGAAGUAUUGGCGAAAGGAUGGUUUGAUAAGAGACGAGGCUACAGAAAUCGAACUGGCUCAGCAAGCCGACGUGUCGUUGGCGAUCUUCGUUGACUGGAAUCGUCGCACACAAUUGCUUCGCUACCACAAGGAAAUCUUACAAUCGUGGGUUCAGGUACUCAUGGUGGCAGUGCACAGUUGCGAUUUUGAGGCUGGUGCGCGGUCCUCCUUCAUCUUGCAGACCCUGCAGGUCAUUCUGCCAAAGCUUGAACAAUCGUACAAAGACGACGUCUUCACUGCUUUGCAACUAGCCAGUCUCGCAGAAACCUUCGUUCAGAAAAUCGACUUUGGACUAACGGUCUUUGACAAGACUGGAGACUUCGCGAACGACCGAUUGUCCCAGCUUUUCCGUGCCGCGCUUACGGGUAUCUACAGCCCGAUAUCUACCCCUGAGCUUCGAGAGUACUGCUACCAAAUCUGCUUCCGAUACAUCCACGGCACCUUUGACAAGGCGACGACAAAUUCACCACUCGGUCGCCAUACUCUCAACGCGGUUAAGAACUGCGGCAGCCAUCUACUUGAAGUGGUUUGUGACGACGCUUACAAUGGCCAAGGGACUUGCAAAGUUUCCGCUCUACUCCUCUUGAACGCCUUGGUUGCAGUCGCAACCCGCCAACAGUCCAAGUAUGUUCUCGAAUCGUUUGUCUCGCUCAACUUUGUUGGCGUCCUGGUCGACAACAUCAAACACAUGCCUGAGGAACUCCAUGCCGCGGCCGCCCCGCAAGUCAUCGCCCUUCUAUCGUAUUACGAUGCUAGUCUAGCUCUCCUCCUUCGCGUAUCUCAAUCCCGACUCGGCGCCGCUUAUGUGCUCAAUGGUGGCCUUUUCCCGGCCAUACGCGAGUCGGGUGUCUUUUCCGUUGAUCCAGACAUUGGCCUCGAAUUUGACGACCCGGAUGCGUUGAACAAGUACUACGCACUCAUGCUGUCUGUCCUCAGGGUGGUCAAUGCUGCAGUCAUCGCGAGAGGACGGCAAAACGAGCAAACUGUCUUCCAAGCCCGAGAGUUCUUGAAAGAGAACAGACAUAGCAUGGUUGCCAUCUUCAAGAAGAGCAUCAACCUGGGCGGAGGACAAUCUGGAGAGGUAUCACAGGAUUUGGUGGAUCUGGUAGAUUGCUGGACGGUUUUGGUCGAGAUCACGGGGUUCUUGCAGUAUGAGGAGUCAUCAAGUGUGAAGAAGACACGACCGAAUCUGUUCUCGUGAGUCAAGGAUGGCAUUGGACCGCUGUUGGGGUUGAAAUCUUAGCGGAUCGGUACUUUUGUGCAUAUAUAGCGUAGCAAGCAUAUGUGGUUAAUAUAC
Molecule: messenger RNA, 5149 nt
Organism: Dothidotthia symphoricarpi CBS 119687
Lineage: Eukaryota; Fungi; Ascomycota; Dothideomycetes; Pleosporales; Dothidotthiaceae
Exons: 3
Coding region: 53-5053 (1666 amino acids)
Biological process (GO): nuclear pore organization
Cellular component (GO): nuclear pore; nuclear pore inner ring
Molecular function (GO): structural constituent of nuclear pore
Source: RefSeq, a predicted model, not a curated record